AUGCACCGUCUCCUCGUUACGAUCAUGACUAACCUGUUACAGGCUGAUAUCUGGGUGGCCUACAUGGAGAUGGAGUUAGGCAUGAAUGAUUUCCCGGCAGUUGAGAGCCUUUUCAACAGAUCGCUGAUCUCCGUUCCCAACGUCAAGCUUUGGACCGUUUAUCUAGACUAUGUCCGCCGUCGCAACGACUUGAGUGACACCACGGGCCAAGCUCGCCAGACUGUUACCCAGGCUUACGAAUUCGUGUUGGACAAUGUUGGUAUUGACAAGGAUUCUGGGUCCAUCUGGUCGGACUACAUCCAGUUCAUUCGUCAUUCACCAGGAGUCGCAGGAGAUACUACCUGGCAGGGCGGCCAGAAGAUGGAUCUCUUGCGUAAAACAUACACAAGGGCAAUCUCUGUCCCGAUUUCGAAUGUCAAUACGUUGUGGAAAGAGUACGAUCAAUUUGAGAUGGGACUUAACAAGACAACUGGGCGCAAAUUCCUUGCAGAAAGGUCGCCAGCCUACAUGUCGGCAAAGAGUGCCAAUACUGCACUGGACAACAUUACUCGUGGACUGCAGCGGACGAAUCUUCCGAGGUUGCCACCAGCCCCUGGUUUUGAGGGUGAUGAAGAGUACAUGAGCCAGGUCGAGCUGUGGAAGAAGUGGAUUGCGUGGGAGAAAUCCGACCCCUUGGACCUCAAGACUGAUGAGCCAGAUCUACUACAGAAGCGUAUCUUGUACUGCUACAAACAAGCCCUGAUGGCGUUGCGCUUCUGGCCAGAGAUGUGGGUCGACGCCGCUGAAUGGUGCUUUGACAACGCAAUCACAAAAGAUGGUGUGGAUGUCGGUCUGGAUUUCUUGACGCAGGGCAUCGCCGCAAAUCCUGAGAGCGUUCUACUUGCCCUCAAACAUGCCGACCGCAUUGAAGAGACCCAUCCUGUGGAAGAAGGUGACGCUGCAAAGGCUGAGAGAGGCGCCGCGGUUCGCGCUCCCUACAAUAAAGUCCUCGACACUCUGUAUGAUAUCAUCAAGGGCGUGAAGGAGAAGGAAAAGGCCGACCUCGCUAAGGUCGAGGAGAUUCUAGCUCUAGAAGCGAAUGCUGCAGCAUCUAAUCCAGCUCUAGACGAUGAAGAGGAUGUCGAUGGCCACGAGGGUGAUUCAAAAGAGGCACAGAGGCAGAUGAGGAUCAAGGCUAUCCAGCAAGGAGUUUCUGCCCAGACGCAGCUCCUCUCCAGAACUCUCUCCUUCGUGUGGAUUGCCCUAGCGAGGGCAAUGCGUCGUAUUCAGGGCAAGGGUGUCAUCAACACUCCGCUUGGCGGACUGAGACAGGUCUUCACUGAAGCCCGCACGCGAGGUCGUCUGACGAGCGAUGUCUAUGUGGCAGUUGCUCUUCUGGAAUGGAAUGUGUACAAAGACAAUGCAGGUGUGAAGAUUUUCGAGCGCGGUGCCAAGCUCUUCCCCGAAGACGAGAAUUUCAUGGUCGAGUAUCUCAAGUUCAUGCACUCGAGAGACGACUUUACAAGUAAGCUUUUCGUCUCCAUUGACCUUUAG
Phaeoacremonium minimum UCRPA7 is the source of this 1533-nucleotide messenger RNA. RefSeq names its product putative mrna 3 -end-processing protein rna-14 protein. Lineage: Eukaryota; Fungi; Ascomycota; Sordariomycetes; Togniniales; Togniniaceae. The record is from RefSeq and is a predicted model, not a curated record. The coding region runs from base 1 to 1533 and encodes 510 amino acids. The transcript has a single exon. Gene Ontology annotation, biological process: mRNA 3'-end processing. Gene Ontology annotation, cellular component: nucleus. Gene Ontology annotation, molecular function: protein binding; mRNA binding.